Molecule: messenger RNA, 1806 nt
Organism: Rhinolophus ferrumequinum (greater horseshoe bat)
Lineage: Eukaryota; Metazoa; Chordata; Mammalia; Chiroptera; Rhinolophidae
Gene: ARSH
Product: arylsulfatase family member H
Exons: 11
Coding region: 1-1806 (601 amino acids)
Molecular function (GO): arylsulfatase activity
Source: RefSeq, a predicted model, not a curated record
AUGGAUGACGGUGGCAAAAAUGGGAAUGGCCAGGCCAGCGAGGAUGAUUUUGGGAUCUACAAGAACUGCUGGCUGUCGCUAUCACUGUGUUACUUAUUUGGGGGACUCAACGGAACGUUCGUGACAAGGAACGCCAGGCCCAAUAUUGUCCUCUUAAUGGCAGACGACCUUGGGGUCGGGGACUUAUGCAGCUACGGUAACAACACCGUGAGCACACCCAACAUCGACCGCCUGGCGAGUGAGGGAGUAAGGCUCACCCAGCACCUGGCAGCUGCCUCUGUAGGCACCCCAAGUCGGGCUGCCUUCCUAACUGGUCGGUACCCCAUCCGGUCAGGAAUGGCGUCUCCCUCCAACCUGAACCGUGACCUGCCCUGGCUUGGAAGCUCAGGUGGUCUUCCCGCCAACGAGACGACAUUUGCCAAGCUGCUGCAGCAUCGGGGUUACCGUACAGGACUGAUAGGAAAAUGGCACCAAGGUCUGAGCUGUGCGUCCCGGGACGACCACUGCUACCACCCCCUGAACCACGGGUUCAACUAUUUCUACGGCUUGCCCUUGGGUCUCCUGAGUGACUGCACAGCAUCUGAGACGCCAGAACUGCACAGGCGCCUCAGGGUCCAGCUCUGGGUGGCCACAGCAGCCAUCGGCCUCGUACCUCUUCUCCUCCUUGUCCCCAAGCUUGCUCAUUGGCUCGCAAUUCCCUGGAAGGUCAUCGCGAUCUUCACUGUCCUCGCCCUCCUCUUUUUUGCAUCCUGGUACUCCAGCUAUGGCUUCACUCGGCGUUGGAACUGCGUCCUGAUGAGAAACCACGAAAUCCUCCAGCAGCCGAUGAGAGAAGACAGAGUGUCAACAUUCAUGCUGAAAGAAGCCCUGAGCUUCAUCAACAGGUAUAAACAUGGACCUUUUCUCCUGUUCGUUUCCUUUCUACAUGUCCACACACCACUGACCACCCGAGAGAAGUUUGUGGGGCACAGUAAAUAUGGACGCUACGGCGAUAACAUCGAAGAAAUGGAUUGGAUGGUGGGUAAGAUCCUGGAGGCCCUGGACCAGGAGCGUCUGGCCAACCACACGCUGGUGUACUUCACCUCGGACAACGGGGGUCACCUGGAGGCGCAGGCCAGCGGGGCCCAGCUGGGCGGCUGGAACGGGCUCUACAAAGGUGGCAAAGGGAUGGGCGGAUGGGAAGGGGGCAUCCGUGUCCCAGGAAUAUUCCGGUGGCCGGCAGUCCUGGAGGCUGGGAAGGUGAUCGACGAACCCACGAGUCAAAUGGACAUUUACCCAACCCUGGCUUAUGUCGCUGGAGGAAUAUUGCCCCAGGACAGAGUGAUCGAUGGCCGGAACCUGAUACCUCUGUUGGAAGGACGGGUCUACCACUCGGACCAUGAAUUUCUCUUCCACUACUGUGGGUGCUACCUGCACAGCGUGAGGUGGCAUCAGAAGGACUGUGCAACUGUGUGGAAGGUUCAUUAUGUGACCCCCAAGUUCUCCCCAGAGGGCGCUGGGGCCUGCUACGGAAGUGCAAUGUGUUCCUGCAGCACCGAUGUGACCUACCAUGACCCUCCACUGCUCUUUGACAUUUCAAGGGACCCUUCUGAAGCCCGACCUGUCAGCCCUGGCAAUGAAGCGUUAUUCGACUCAGUGGUCCAGAAAGUCGAGGCAGCCAUACAAGACCAUCGUCAGACGCUCACACCCGCCCCACUGCAGCUGUCCAUGUUCAACACCAUUUGGAAGCCGUGGCUGCAGCCCUGCUGUGGGACGUUCCCCUUUUGUGGCUGUGACAAAGAAGAUGACAUUAUACCCAAUGCUUGA